CCAGGCGGCUGCGCGCCCACGAGCCCGCCGCUUGCGCGGUCGCGCGCGCGCACGCACGCACGCCGGUGCGCACGUUCCCUGAGAACCCGGAAGUGCGAGGGAGAGGAGAGCCACGUGGGUGGAGGUGCAGCGCGGCUCGCAUGGGGGAGUCUAUCCCGCUGGCCGCCCCGGUCCCGGUGGAACAGGCGGUGCUGGAGACGUUCUUCUCUCACCUGGGUAUCUUCUCCUACGACAAGGCCAAGGACAAUGUGGAGAAGGAACGAGAGGCCAACAAGAGCGCGGGGGGCAGCUGGCUGUCGCUGCUGGCGGCCUUGGCCCACCUGGCCGCGGCCGAGAAGGUCUAUCACAGCCUCACCUACCUGGGGCAGAAACUAGGGGGCCAGUCUUUCUUCAGCAGGAAGGAUUCCAUCCGCACCAUCUACACUUCCCUGCACAACGAGCUGAAGAAGGUGGUGACCAGCCGCGGGGCCCUGGGUGGGACGGCUCCUCACGUGGAAGAACUCCUCUCCCACCUGUCGGAGCAGCUCUGCUUCUUCGUUCAGGCUCGGAUGGAGAUCGCAGACUUCUACGAGAAGAUGUACACCCUCAGCACACAGAAGUUCAUCAACGCGGAGGAGCUCGUUGGCCUUUUGGACACCAUCCUCAAGAAAUACAGCUCCAGAUUUCACCACCCCAUCCUCAGUCCUCUGGAAAGCAGUUUCCAGCUGGAAGUUGAUGUCCUGAGUCAUCUCCUGAAGGCCCAGGCUCAGGUCUCGGAGUGGAAGUUCCUCCCGUCUCUGGUUAACUUGCACAGUGCUCACACCAAGCUGCAGACCUGGGGCCAGAUCUUUGAAAAGCAGCGUGAGACCAAGAAACAUCUGUUUGGAGGGCAAUCCCAGAAGGCCGUGCAGCCCCCACACCUUUUCCUUUGGCUGAUGAAACUCAAAAACAUGCUGCUUGCCAAGUUUAGCUUUUACUUUCACGAGGCCCUGAGCCGACAGACAACUGCUUCAGAAAUGAAAACGUUGACUGCAAAAGCCAACCCAGACCUUUUUGGAAAGAUUUCCAGCUUCAUCAGGAAAUACGAUGCUGCCAAUGUGUCCUUAAUCUUUGACAACCGGGGUUCCGAGAGCUUUCAGGGUCAUGGCUAUCACCACCCCCACUCCUACAGAGAGGCCCCGAAGGGUGUGGACCAGUACCCAGCCGUGGUGUCUCUGCCCAGCGACAGGCCUGUCAUGCACUGGCCCAACGUCAUCAUGAUCAUGACGGACCGCACGUCCGACCUCAACAGCUUGGAGAAGGUGGUCCACUUCUACGACGACAAAGUCCAGAGUACCUACUUCCUAACCCGCCCAGAACCUCACUUUACCAUUGUCGUCAUCUUUGAGUCAAAGAAAUCCGAGAGAGACUCCCAUUUUGUUUCCUUCCUCAAUGAGCUCUCCCUUGCCCUUAAGAACCCCAAGGUUUUUGCCAGUCUGAAACCUGGAUCCAAAGGUUAGCAGGUGAUUUGCACGAAAGGUUUGAAGACUGGAAGUUGUGUUCCUGAUUGCUCUGAUGAGCUACAGUGCUCUGUGAUUAGAGUUUCCAGCCAUUCCUGCCUCGUUCAGAGCUAAAUAAAGACAAAUCCUCCCUAAUUGUGUCACACACUUUAUAAGCAAUUAAGGCCGAUUGAGUUAAGUAUCCAAAGAGUAACCUAGGAAGUGAUUGUGGCUACCGUGUGUCUCCGUGGUUCAGCAAAGUCUUUUGGUGUUUUCUCCUAUUGUCCUGCAUUUGAUGUAGACCGAAUAUUUAUUGGCCUCUGAUUUUUCUUUCCACAUGUUUUAUAUUGUCCUAAACAUUGUGUUCUAAUGCAGUUCCACAUGCCCUCUCCUUUCCCCUCCCUCCUGGAUGAGUAAUUGGGAUAAGAUAUUAAAUGGCCUUUUUAGAAUUAAGGACUGUAUGUUUUCUAUUUCAUAAAUUGGCAAAUUAACAUGAAAUUAUUAGUUUUAUGAUUCUGACCUACAAAUUAAUAUUUUUGAUGCCCAAAUUAGGGUCUUGGUGAGGAAUAUCUCUGUUAUUGAUGUUGAAGGUGAGCAGAGUGUCACCAUGGUGUCAGGUUCAGCGCACCCUCACGCGCCUUCAGUAGCCGUGGGCUCUUGUGCAGUGAUCUGCACACCUGACUGCAUUUAUUUUUAUCCUUAUAAUGUUUGAGUUUUUCACUCUGGUUUAAAGGCAGCAUCAGCCAUUCUUUGGGGUUUCCUCCUGCUUCAGCGUGUUAUCUGCUCUGCCUUCUGUUGAUCACCUUUCUGCUGCGAUGUAUGUUCACGUUUGACUCUGCUCCCUGGUUAUUUUUAGGCUGAAAAAGCAUGCAGUCUUGGCUUUUCAGCUACUUUUAGACAUUCAUGCGACUUAACCUACUUUUAUAAAAUCAAAAUGGAAUUGCUGUACUUGCUAAAGAUCAAUUGUGCAUUCCAAAGACCUCUUCAUAGUUGAGUAACCAACUCAGUACUUAAGCACAUCUGAGCUUGGGUUUCCUGCCCGUCUCCUGCAUAUUAUUCUUGGAAGCAGUGAUACAUCUUAGCACGGCCGCUUUAACACUUCCCUUAGCAGGUGUUCGAGGAGCAGUAGAUGGAUCAGCAAGGGCAUAAUAGGCUGUGGAGACCUUCACUCACUUCUAGUAUUGAUUCAGAAUAAAGAUCAGCCACAAAGAGUAAUUAAAUUGUUACUUUCUGAUAGUUCCUUCAAAGCUUGUGUGCAAUGUCGUGGUCAGAUGGGUCAGAGUGGUCACGGAGCCACUGUCUUACUGGGCAGCCCCAGCAGGCAAGCCAGCUGCAUCGGCAGAGACCAGAGAGCGCCUCCAAGUCUGGGUGGGAGGGCUGCCCACCUCAGGCUGGUCUACUUGGUGGAAGAACCCACUGACCUAUUUUCUGGGGAGAACAUGUGUUUUUCUUUUCUUUGUUUCUCUUUUUUUAAAAUAAAAGUCAUAUGAUUUGUAAAAAGCCAGUUUCCUUUAAAUAGAAAGUAGUGAUUACCUCUGCAUUUUAUUCGCUCAGGUUCUAUAAAAAUCUGAACAGAUUUUACAACAUUGACCUUAUAUAAAAAAUUGAGAACAAUUGGAACUAGAAAGUCUUAAUUAUUUUCCCUCUCUUUUGUGUUUUGCCAGGAAGCUGAAAAAAUUCCCUGGUGUGCAUGUAUUUUUUUUUUCCUAGAUAAAACCACCGUUAGCCUUAAUGAUUGGUCCCAUGUACCUAAAAGAAAAUAUGCUUUAGUGGAAUGUAGAAAAGAGUGUAAAUAAAACAUAUAUACAAUAUUUAAAUAAUCAGUCCUUACCUAGAACAUAUUUGAAUUGUAUAUUUAUUUUUAAACAUAUUUUGGUUCAAGCCAAGAAAGAAAGUUAUUUUACGAUGAGAUUUAGCCUCUAAAGUCAGUAAUGAAAUGAUCUGGAAAGUCUGUGUGUGUUUUGCUAAUUGGAAGCGUAAAUCCACGUAUUUCCCACAGACUGCUGACGCUGAAGUUUGUUUCUAAACCAUGACUUCAUCAAUUUCUAUGGGUAACUGGGAGUGUGGGCCACACUUACUGGGUUUGCCGACGAGUCCAUCAAGGAGCGUUUCAUUUUAGGAAGCUGUUUGGACACAGGGUGAACGUUUACGAUUUUGUCCUCUCCUGGGUCCAGCCUGAUGUCUGACUGUGUCAUUUUAGGAAGUGUGUGAAAAUAAAGCCUAAUUCUUAACUGAGGAGCCGAUACCUUUUGUAUAAUUGCUUUGUACAUUUGGACAUAUUGGAGAAAAUUUACUUUCGAGAAAGAAAAUAGUUGUUAUUUCACUGCACUCCCAGUAGAGUCACUCAGGUGAUCUUUAAAAGAUGUCCACUGUCUGACCGAGCACCAGACUUGCGGUUUUGUUUCUUUGGCAAGCCAGCCUCCGAGCUCGGCUUCCUGAUCUGUAAAAUGGGGACGAGGAGAUGUGGGCUGCCUUUUUCAAAGGAUAUGUAAGAAUGGAAUGAGAUCAUGCAUGUAAAAAAGGCUUGGAAAACGUCCUUGGCUUUGAAAGCUGUGUAAAUAAAAGAUGGACCACUCUUUCCUUACACUCAACACCUCUCCUGGUCUCGUCUUUCUUUGCAGGUCUGUGGCAACCCUGAGCUUAGUCAUGACAUUUGAACAGUACUUAAAGAACUCAUUUAGAAGAGGAGGUAGAUAAAUGCCUAACCAACACACUCACUCUUCUUAUUUUAGAAUCUUUGUGUCUCUUUGUUCCCAAAUUUUUUGGUUGAUUGAUGGCAUCGUUUCAGUUCUGUAUGCUUACUGAUUUUUUUUGUCUGGUUGCUCUAUCAAUUAGAGAGAGGUGGUAAAAUCUCCGACUGCGUUUGUGGAUUUCUUCCUUUAUUUCUGUCAGUUUUUGCAUUUUGUGUUUUGAAGCCCUUUAAUGAGGCCCAUAUACGUUUAUAGUUUUUCUGUCCUUCUCAUGAUUAACUGUUUUAUCAUGAUGAAGUUUCCUGCUUUAUCUCUGUUACUACUCCUUGCUUUGAAGUCCGUUUUGCCUGAUAUUUUUAUGACCAUUCCAGCUUGGUUAUGAUUACUGUUGGCCUGGUAUGUCUCUUUCCAUCCUCUCAGUUUUCAUCUGUGUCUUUAUUUUUGAAGUGUCUAGAGUAAGAACUAAAGAGAGAAGACUGAUUAGAAAGAGCAGUAACCAACCCUGUGCCCUCCAAUCUGAGUCUCUGCCGUUUGAUGGGAGUGUUGAGUUCCCUUCUCCUGCAACGUUCUUACAGUCAGCGUUUUGCUGAUGGGA
This is a messenger RNA of Diceros bicornis minor, 4742 nucleotides long. RefSeq names its product KICSTOR subunit 2 (gene KICS2). The record is from RefSeq and is a predicted model, not a curated record. The transcript has 3 exons. Gene Ontology annotation, biological process: protein localization to lysosome; negative regulation of TORC1 signaling; cellular response to glucose starvation. Bases 141 to 1478 code for a protein of 445 amino acids. Lineage: Eukaryota; Metazoa; Chordata; Mammalia; Perissodactyla; Rhinocerotidae. Gene Ontology annotation, cellular component: KICSTOR complex.